AUGAUUGUCAAUAGAUUAUUUAGAUAGUAAUUCAGAAAUAUUAGUUAUGGCUUUGCUACAUAAAAGCUUGAUUAUUAUGCAGUUUUAGGAGUAGACCGUUUGGCUACUGCUGAACAAAUUAAGGAUUCCUACAGAAAGCUUGCUAUGAAGUAUCAUCCAGAUGUUAAUACAACAGUUACUGAAGCCCACGAACCUUCAGCCAGAAAAUUCUAAGAAAUAGCUGAAGCUUAUGCAGUUUUAUCAGUAGAAGAAUAAAGAAGAGCUUAUGAUUUUUUGAAUUAACCCUCUCCUUAUGACAGAUAUACUGAAGAUUCUGCUCUUGAAGAUGAACUUUUGCGCAGAAGAUCUGUUGAUGGUAAUGCUAUUAGAUAACCUCAUAAAGUUGGAACUUAUGCAGCUGAAAAGUAAAGAUUAUUAGCUGAAGAACGUGCCAAAUUCAACGUAGAUCAUUUGGGUCGUUACAAAGGUGGUCUUCCAGUUAAAGGCAAGGGUUCCAUCAGAAAGGGUAUCCACGGUGAAGGUUUUGGAGCUCCUUCUCAUGCCCAUGAUGCUUUGAUUCAUUAAAUUAAAUAAAGUAAAGAUACUAUGGAUUAUUAAAAUAUUACAAAUGAAGUUGCUUAAAAUUUCGCAAAUCAUCAAAAUAACGAUAGAUGGGUUUAUGAAAGAAGAAAGAGUAAUUUUAUUGCAUAAGUUGAUUACGAAUACUUCAAGUUUAAUCAUUGGAGAACUGCUUGGAGAUACUUUAGAAAUAUUUUCCUCCUAACUGCAGGUGUAUCCUUCCUUUAUAAUAUGGAAUUAGAUGAAGGUUUAGGUGGUUUGAGCCUCAAAUACAAGGAAUUUGUUAAAACCAACCCAGGUUAAGACCUUUUAAUUGGAAACAUUAGAGUUACUUAGAGACCCAACGGAUUGCUCGUUGCAGUUGAUGCUCACUAAAAACAACAUCAUCAUCAUUGA
Messenger RNA from Tetrahymena thermophila SB210, 954 nucleotides. RefSeq names its product DnaJ domain protein. Gene Ontology annotation, cellular component: cytoplasm; nucleus. The transcript has a single exon. Lineage: Eukaryota; Ciliophora; Oligohymenophorea; Hymenostomatida; Tetrahymenidae. The record is from RefSeq and is a predicted model, not a curated record. Gene Ontology annotation, molecular function: protein folding chaperone; protein-folding chaperone binding.